AUGGGCCCCAAGAAGAAGGCCAAGGCCAAGGGUGGAAAGAAGGAGCGGCGGGAUGUGGCGCCGGGAGGGGACGUGGAGGCGGCCUCCAUCGAGGAACUCAACCAGAAGAUCGCGACACUGGAGAAGGAGAAGAACAAGGAGGAGGAGUACAGGAACUACAUGCAGCUGGAGCGGGACAAAAUUAAUGCUUUCUGGGAAAUUACAAAAAAGGAGUUGGAAGAAAAGAAAGCCGAGCUGCGCAACAAAGACAGAGAAAUUGAGGAGAUGGAAGAGCGGCAGCAGGUCGAAAUUAAGGUCUACAAGCAAAAAGUUAAACAUCUGCUGUACGAGCACCAGAACGGCAUCGCUGCACUGAAGGCAGACUCGGAGCAGGCGCCGAAACUACAGCAAGACGAUUUCCGGAAUCGAAGAGCAGAGCUUGAAGGUGACAAGAGGUUACUGAAAAUGGAUGGUAGAGAGCAGGAACUGUCACACGAAGAACUGGUACGCCAAAUGAAGUUGGAGCAAACCAAAGAGAUCACGAAGCUUCGGCAGGAGUUUGAGCUUCAAGCGAGGGAGCUCCAGUUGAAGUACGAGAAGAAGAUGAAGCUGCUUCGUGACGAUUUAGACCUGCGCCGCAAGCAAGAGAUUCACGAAAUAGAGGAGAGAAAGAAUACUCACAUCAACGACCUCAUGAAAAAGCACGACAAGGCCUUCGCCGAGAUAAAGAACUACUACAACGACAUCACGCACAACAAUCUCGACCUCAUCAAGACCCUGAAGGAGGACGUGACGGAAAUGAAAAAGAAGGAGACGCAGAACGAGAAGCUGAUGUACGAGAUCGCCCAUGAGAACAAACGCCUGUCGGACCCACUGACAAGAGCGCUGAAGGAGGUCGAGAGUCUCAGGCAGCAGCUCGCGAACUACGAAAAGGACAAGGCGUCUCUGCAACACACCAAGGCCCGCCUCUGCAACACGGAGAAGCAAUUCAAAAACCUGGAAUGGGAGAGCGAGGUCAUGCGGCAGCGAUUUGAGGAGGUUCAGAGGGAGAGGGAUUCCCUGUACGAGAAGUUCGAAUCGUCAAUAUACACGAUGCAGCAGAAGGCGGGAAUGAAGAGCAUUAUUUUAGAGAAGAAAGUUGAGGGAAUGACGGAAGAAAUCGAAAAGAAGGAGGCGCAAAUCGGGGAAAUCAUCGUGUCAUCGAACAUGAACCCCGCUUCCGUCCAGCAGAUCAACAACAAGCUAGAGGAGGUACUCAACAGCAAGAACCGCAUCAUCAAAGCGCUCCAGUACGACGUUGCGAAGGUCUCAAAGGCGCACAAUGACCUCAUCUGCGUGUAUGAGGCCAAACUAGCAGAAUUCGGUAUCCCACCGGAAGAGCUGGGCUUCAGGCCGUUGAUGACCAACACUACAACAGCCCCGGCGGGGCUGGUUGCCGGCUCAUGA
Messenger RNA from Ostreobium quekettii, 1425 nucleotides. The record is from the annotation of a GenBank genome assembly. Lineage: Eukaryota; Viridiplantae; Chlorophyta; Ulvophyceae; Bryopsidales; Ostreobiaceae.